Molecule: messenger RNA, 1209 nt
Organism: Eublepharis macularius
Lineage: Eukaryota; Metazoa; Chordata; Lepidosauria; Squamata; Eublepharidae
Gene: C14H9orf78
Product: chromosome 14 C9orf78 homolog
Exons: 9
Coding region: 105-974 (289 amino acids)
Biological process (GO): mRNA splicing, via spliceosome
Cellular component (GO): spliceosomal complex
Source: RefSeq, a predicted model, not a curated record
CGUACGCCGGACCUCCGGCUGUCCGGAGAAGCGUCGCAGGCGCCUCCAUUGUUGCUGGUGGCGGGCCCUGCGCGGCGCUUUGGCUCCGGCCUCUCGUUCGGAUCAUGCCGGCAGGAAAGUCUUUCCGGCGGCGGAAGGCGGAUUCUGAGGAGGAGGAGGAGGAGCAGCAGGUCGCCGAGGAGGUCCGAUUGAAACUUGAGGAAGCGAAAGAAGUUCAGAGCCUCCGGAGAAGGCCAAAUGGAGUGAGUGCUGCAGCCCUGCUUGUAGGGGAGAAGUUGCAAGAAGAGACAACUUUGACGGAUGACCCCUUUAAGAUAAAGACCGGGGGAAUGGUGGAUAUGAAGAAGCUGAAAGAACGGGGCAAGGACAGAAUCAGUGAAGAAGAAGACCUCAACCUUGGGACUUCCUUCUCGGCAGAGACCAACAGAAGAGAUGAAGAUGCUGACAUGAUGAAGUACAUUGAAACGGAGCUGAAGAAGAGAAAAGGGAUUGUGGAAAACGAGGAGCAGAAAGUGAAGCAGAAGAAUGCAGAGGACUGUCUCUAUGAGCUACCAGAGAGCAUCCGUGUCUCUUCAGCCAAGAAGACGGAAGAGAUGCUGUCCAAUCAGAUGCUGAGCGGCAUUCCGGAAGUGGACCUGGGGAUUGAAGCAAAAAUCAAAAACAUAAUCUCCACCGAGGAGGCAAAAGCACGUCUGUUGGCCGAACAGCAGAAUAAAAAGAAGGACAGCGAAACCUCCUUUGUUCCCACAAACAUGGCUGUGAACUACGUCCAGCACAACAGAUUUUAUCACGAAGAGCUGAAUGCACCUGUGAGAAGGAACAAAGAGGAACCUAAAGCCCGUCCACUGAGAGUGGGGGACACGGAGAAACCCGAACCAGAGCGAUCCCCUCCGAAUCGCAAACGUCCACCAAAUGAAAAAGCAACAGAUGACUAUCAUUAUGAGAAAUUCAAGAAGAUGAACAGGCGUUAUUGAAAGCUCCUUGUUUGGAUGAAACGGACAGAACGGUUUGCCUGAGUGUCUUUUCUUUCAUUGGCCAGAGAAGCACCUGUAAAUAGAUUUACAUGUCCUCUUUUCUUGUAGUUGUUGGUGUUGCCUGAAGUGUCUUCCAUGGACUUAACCUGUACAGUGACUUCUGACUCUCUUUUCUGUGGGUUAAUGUGUAUUGUGACUUAUUUUUAUUGAUAAAACUUUCUAUUUUUGAAAAGGC